Molecule: messenger RNA, 2405 nt
Organism: Gavia stellata (red-throated loon)
Lineage: Eukaryota; Metazoa; Chordata; Aves; Gaviiformes; Gaviidae
Gene: P2RY2
Product: purinergic receptor P2Y2
Exons: 1
Coding region: 4-1080 (358 amino acids)
Biological process (GO): blood vessel diameter maintenance; phospholipase C-activating G protein-coupled receptor signaling pathway; positive regulation of mucus secretion
Cellular component (GO): plasma membrane
Molecular function (GO): G protein-coupled UTP receptor activity; A1 adenosine receptor binding; G protein-coupled purinergic nucleotide receptor activity
Source: RefSeq, a predicted model, not a curated record
GUGAUGGCGAACCUAACAACUCCUCCAGCCUGGACCAGAGUCAUCAACAGCUCCUUGGACCCAGAUGGCGCAGACGACAAUGCCUACAAGUGCAUAUUUGACGAGGACUUCAAGUAUGUCCUGCUGCCCGUUUCCUAUGGCAUCGUGUGCGUGGUGGGGCUCUUUCUCAACCUGCUGGCCCUCUAUGUCUUUAUCUUCAGGAUCAAGACCUGGAACGCCUCCACCACAUACAUGUUCAACCUGGCCGUGUCUGACACACUCUACGUGGUCUCCCUGCCCCUUCUGGUGUAUUAUUAUGCCAUGGGGGACAACUGGCCCUUCAGCGUGGGCUUGUGUAAGAUAGUCCGCUUCUUGUUUUACACCAACCUCUACUGCAGCAUCCUUUUCCUCCUCUGCAUCAGCAUCCAUAGAUUCCUGGGCAUCUGCUUCCCGCUGAAGUCACUGCAGUGGGGACAUGUUCGCUACGCCCGGAGGGUGUCGGUCAUCGUGUGGGUGGUGACUGUCGUGUGCCAGUCGCCCGUGCUCUUCUUUGUCACCACCAGCGUGAAGCGUGACACUAUCACCUGCCACGACACAUCCAGCAAGGACCUCUUUGGCCAGUUUGUCAUUUACAGUUCGGUGAUGCUGGUGCUGCUCUUCUGCAUCCCUUUCCUCAUCAUCAUUGUCUGCUACUGCCUAAUGGCCCGGAGGCUGCUGCAGCCCACACGGGGGAUCUCCCGGCUGUCCCGAUCCAAAAAGAAGUCGGUCAAGAUGAUAAUCAUCGUCUUGGUGGUCUUCAUCGUUUGUUUUCUUCCUUUCCAUGUCACCCGUACCUUGUACUACUCCUUCCGGAGCUGGGACUUGAGCUGUCAGACCCUCAAUGCUAUCAAUUUAGUCUAUAAGGUGACUCGUCCCCUAGCUAGCACCAACAGCUGCUUGGAUCCCAUUUUGUAUUUCUUAGCAGGACAACGAUUUAUGAAGUUUGCGGGCAACAAAAUGCCAGGGAAGCCUCAAAAUGAAAUGGCGCUGGGCAUCGUGCCCAACAGUCACCUGGGAAUGAGCAAUGACACAGACACGUUAUCCAAGGAUGUGAAAUCCUAGCUCUGCUCCGGCACGGCCAGCACCAUCUCCGCGACAGAAGGGUUUAUCCCAUGUGUGAAGGGACGUCAGAUGCUUCGGCACCCGAGGUUUUUGGUAUUUGCGGUGCCUUGGCUUGCACCCACUUGGUCCGUGUUAAAUGUGCUCCUCUGCUUGUCACUGUUUCAAACGUAUUUUUUCAGGAAGAUACCGCUGUGGUUAUACACACGAACCCCGUAUGUCUGCCUCUUCAUCCAAGCCUGCCUCUCUGUUCAACCCUGAAUAGCAUCUCUCCACGAGCGAGGCUGGGUGACCUCUAUCAAGGUGGCCAAAUCUAAAAAAAAUCACGCCCUGAAUGUCUUAGAUCAUUUUCUAAAGCAGAAACAUUGUGUGCAAAAGGUCCCCCUAAAGAAAUCCAUCUGCCUUUCUCCAGAUUCCCUGGCACAGAGGUAGCAAGAGUUUCCCUGUGCCUUGGCAAGGGAGGAAAGGCUUUUGGUCGAUGAGGAGAGUCAGCUGUGGUUCUGCUAAACAGGUCGAUGAAAAUGUCAAGUGCAAAUACCACCCGCAGCAGGAAAGGAUCUCCCACAGCUUUGCAUCCCUGAAGAAAUGCUCUCCCAGCUUCAUGCCCCGGCAUCUGCUGGCAGAGCCGGGAGGGGACUCCUAGCUCCUGUCCAAGGGCUGGCUUCCCAUUAAAAAGGGUGCUGGUGGACCUUUUAUCACUGGAGCAUACUGGUACCAUCCCACUGGAGUUUACUGGUACCACCAAGCAGGUCCUCUGUAAGUUUCUCCAGUGGGAUCAACAUCUAAAAGACCAGUUAGUGCAUCCCAACAGCAACAUUUACCCUUGAAAAGCUUUUAGGAACCUGUAGCUUUCUUUCAGUUGCUGGCCUUAAUAAUCAUCUCCAGCUCAUUAAAAUUUAGGGUGAGCUCGUCAUGUCUUGUUUUUAACCCCCUUACUAGUGACUCAUGCUUCCAGCAAAGAAGUGAAGACCGUUGCUCAUCCCCUUGGCUGAGUACUGCCACAUCCUCAUUGCUGCUCAGAGGUGACAGCCCUCUGGGACCUUUAGAAGCUUGCUGUGACCCAAAGUGCUGCCCAGAUGUUGCUGCCUGGUCACCUCAUAAUCCUGGUAAUCCCAGUGCUCUACUGAAGCCAGUCAGCGUAUCCCUUACUGACAGUGUGGACCUGCCCUGGGAAAUUCGGCAGCACUAAACCCUGGGUUUAAGAGCCAUACCAAUAAACAUGGUGCUAAGCUUAACCCCAGACCUGUCUGGAUUUGGCCUUGCAUCCCCCAUCAACCAGGACAGUUCAAAGUAAACUGGAGAAAAUAUCCACAAAACACUUCACCAGA